AUGGGCUGCAAAGGUUCAACCGUACCAAUCUUCAGCGCCGAAAAUGCCCCUGCAGCCGUUCGUGGCGGACUAGUCAUGAGUUGGCAAAUGUGGACGGCUUUCGGUAUUUUCUUGGGAACGUGCGCCAAUCUUGCGGUCAAGGACACAGGCUCCAUCUCAUGGAGACUUCAGUUUGGCUCUGCAUUGCUCCCUGCUCUUCCUUUACUCAUCGGGAUUUACUUUUGCCCUGAGUCGCCACGUUGGUACAUCAAAAAGGGAAGAUACCUCAAUGCCUAUCGUUCCCUGAAGAGGCUCAGAAACACCGAGCUCCAAGCUGCCCGUGAUUUGUACUAUAUCUAUGCGCAGCUCCGCAUGGAAGCUGCCCUUGUCGAGAGAAGGUCCAACUAUGUCACCCGCUUCAUUCAAUUGUUUACCAUCCCUCGUGUCCGUCGUGCCACGUUGGCAUCAUUCACUGUCAUGAUUGCCCAACAGAUGUGCGGAAUCAACAUUAUCGCCUUUUACAGUUCUACUGUAUUUGAGCAGGCAGGUGCUUCAGUCACGAGCUCGUUGCUGGCUUCAUGGGGAUUUGGUCUGGUCAACUUUGUUUUUGCGUGGCCGGCCAUUUGGACCAUCGACACCUUUGGCAGACGAUCCUUACUACUGUUCACCUUCCCUCAGAUGGUCUGGACUUUGCUGGCUGCCGGUCUUUGCUACCUCAUCCCUGAGUCGAGCACGGCUCAUUUGGGUCUUGUGGCUCUUUUCAUCUACCUGUUUGCUGCGUUCUAUUCUCCUGGUGAAGGACCAGUUCCGUUCACAUAUUCGGCUGAAGUGUUUCCUCUUUCACAUCGAGAAGUCGGCAUGUCUUGGGCCGUGGCUACUUGUCUCUUCUGGGCUGCCGUGUUAUCAAUCACCUUCCCUCGAAUGCUUUCGGCCAUGACCCCUACAGGUGCUUUUGGUUUCUACGCUGGGUUGAACUUGACUGCUUUUGUCAUGAUCUUCUUGUGGUUGCCAGAGACUAAACAGCGCACCUUGGAGGAACUCGACUAUAUCUUUGCCAUCCCGACUCGCACUUUUAUGAGGCACCAAGUCGGCACGGUCUUGCCUUGGUGGAUCAAGACGUACAUUUUCCGACGCAAGAUUGGCCCUUGCCCUUCAUUGUGGUCUUUCGAUGGUCAUGUCGACAAUGAUAAGGAUUUCGUCGAGACGAUCCGCCGCCAGAGUGAGGCACAGGGUCGUCGCCGAAGCAGUAUCGCCGACAGGAUUGUCAACAGAUUUUAGGUGGGAAAGGGAGGGGAGGUCCUUUGUAUGGGACCGAUCCAAGUGAUUUGUUCGCGGGGAAAGAGAGUCGCCCAUUCAAUGGCUAUCCACCAUGCACUCACUGGUGGUCAGGUAUGUUCGUGAUGGUAGCUUUAUACUUGAGGGGAAGCAAGUUUUGAGAGAAUGGGAUAAAAAGAACAAAAUCAACCAAAUCGAAUGGCCUUAUGCCAUUAGACAGAUUGUCAAACAGAAAUUAUCACGUAGUAUUAAAUAGUAC
Messenger RNA from Exophiala oligosperma, 1513 nucleotides. RefSeq lists its product as uncharacterized. Gene Ontology annotation, biological process: transmembrane transport. Bases 1 to 1257 code for a protein of 418 amino acids. Gene Ontology annotation, cellular component: membrane. NCBI's taxonomy places the organism in Eukaryota, Fungi, Ascomycota, Eurotiomycetes, Chaetothyriales, Herpotrichiellaceae. Gene Ontology annotation, molecular function: myo-inositol:proton symporter activity. The record is from RefSeq and is a predicted model, not a curated record. The transcript is spliced from 5 exons.